GCCUGUACGUGGCAGUCAGAGAAGCAGCCGAGGCUCCUGCUACUAUUCACCCUCAGACUACCACUUAUAUAUAUACACAUCCACAGACUCGCUUCAACACAUUUAUCCCACCAUGUUUACCCUGUCGGAGCUGGUCGUGCUGCUAGCCGUCCUGUGCGCAACCACCUCCGGAUACUUCGUGAGCAUAGACGCCCAUGCGGAGGAGUGUUUCUACGAGCGGGUCAACUCCGGCACCAAGAUGGGCCUCAUGUUCGAGGUAGCCGAGGGAGGCUUCCUGGACAUCGAUGUCGAGAUAACAGGGCCUGACGGGAAGCAGAUCUAUAAAGGCGACAGAGAGUCCAGCGGGAAAUACUCUGUGGCGGCACACAUGGACGGCACCUACAAGUUCUGCUUCAGCAACAAGAUGUCCACCAUGACGCCCAAGAUCGUCAUGUUCACCAUCGACAUCGGAGAGGCACCCAAAGGCCAAGACAUGGAGACAGAAGCCCACCAAAACAAGCUGGAGGAGAUGAUCAACGAGCUGGCCGUCGCCAUGACAGCUGUGAAGCACGAGCAGGAGUACAUGGAGGUCCGCGAGAGGAUACACAGAGCAAUCAACGACAACACAAACAGCAGAGUGGUGCUGUGGUCGUUCUUCGAGGCUCUGGUUCUGGUGGCCAUGACCCUCGGACAAAUUUACUACCUGAAGAGAUUUUUCGAAGUACGGCGAGUGGUGUAAUGUGAUUUUUUUUUUUUUUUUUUGGGUUAUUUUUGUUUUAGUUUUUUUUUCCCGCCCCCUGAAAUGAUCUCCUGUGAGUCCUCCACUGGGUUUUUUUUUUGUUCUCUCUCUCUCUCUCUCUCUCUCUCUCUCUCUCUCUCUCUCUCUCUCUCUCUCUCUCUCUCUCUCUCUCUCUCUCUCUCUCUCUCUCUCUCUCUCUCUCUCUCUCUCUCUCUCUCUCUCUCUCUCCUCUCCGAAAAACACCAAGACAGUUAUUUACACUCUGGAAAAUGACAUCGGCAGUUUUGAGUUUAAAAAAAAAAAGUCUACAUAUGAUCGGAUCUCUUUAUGUUCCUCCUGUUACCUUUUUUUUUGGUUCCUUCUUUAUAAAUGUAAUAAUUAUAUAUAUAUGGGAACAAACGGCCAAAACAUUUUUUGGGGAUAGAUGUCAUUAGUUGUUUUUUUUUUGUGUUGGUUUUAACUGAUUUUCUUCUUCUUUGUCACUAUUGUUUGAUAAUUACAGUUAAUUACCAGGUUUGUUUUUUGUUGUUUUGUUUUUUUUGCCAGUACAGCUUCAAUUUUGUCUGUAUGAACGACUGUGAGGCUUUUAAUUUGAAAGAGACUACUUUAGAGAUGCACAUGGCUGGAUAAAGACAUGCAAAGAGGAGGAGGAGGAGGAGGAAGAGCAGGAGCCCCCCCCCUACAGGAGAAUGUAGCCCCUUAUUAAAGAUUUAAACCCUUUUCCAAAUUAUUAAAAACCAUGUAAUACAUUAGUUAAAUGUCUGAGAUGCAGCUGCAGCGUGAGGCGGGAAGGAGGGAAGGGUUGUCUGUUGCUUUUUUUCUGGGGUCUCGAUGUACUAGAAGAUAUGUGAUAUCUAUAUAUGUACAUUGUGUGUUUGGUUUUUGUUUGUUUUUUCGCUCUCAGACAACAAAUUGCACUCCUGAUGGAAAGAAAAUGGGCCUAAAAAUAUCUGAAGGAUUUACAUUUACACAGAAAAGCAGCUGAUCUUUUUUUUUUUUAAGGGAAAUUCUUCAGCUUCUGUUUCUAGCUCUUAUGUCUGCUCACAGCGACCCAUGCCAUCUUUGAGAAAGGGGGGGGGGCAUCAGUGGGUGCAGAUAAGCUGAUUUUGACACUUUCUUCUUUUAAAAAUUAAACAAACUUGGCAGCAAAUUAAAAGUUGAGGAGCUGAGGAAGAGGCAGAGGAAGAGGGGUUUUUUGGAUUUUAAACCUGAACUACUUUUUGAGGGGUUGAAACUCCCAAGUAAAAAAAAAAAAAAAGCAAAGCGUGUAGAGAAAUACUGAAAUAAGUGUUACAUGUUUAAUUGAGGGUCUGGUUGCAGGGGGAGGGUCUGACACAUAAAAAUGACUGCUGUGUGCUUUAGUUGCUUCUUAUAUAGUUAUUUUUUUGUUCGGGGUCGGGGGAGUUUAAAUUAUACGAUUGUAUACGAUUUUUGAACUGUAUCUUUUUUUUUCUCUCUCUCUCUCUGGAGCAUAUUCAUUUAAAUGCAGCUGAUUUUAGUUUUUUUUCGGGGGGAUGAUGUCGCCUUUUAAAAAAAAUGAAGAUCUUUUGCAUUUAUGACUGAAUUUGCUCCAGUUUUAUAUCAGAAACAAUCUCUGGUGAAGCUCAGGCAGGAACAACAAUAAACUGCUCUGUCCACACUCUACCUUUUUUUUUUCUUUUUUUUUUGUGAUUAAGACAAAAUCUGGUAAAUGGAUCUGUACAAAUGUAGAAUGGUUGGUUGUCUGUGGAAAUAAAUAAAAAAAAAAAGCCCCCAGGUUUCAUAAUAAAGCCAAUAUUCUGUACGACUGCUUUGAUGUCUUUUUAAAACAGGAAGUUAAAGAAAGAUUGACUGCAAACUAUGGAGGUUGGACAUGGAGAGAAAUGUGAAUAAACCUUUUUUCACAACA
This is a messenger RNA of Scomber japonicus (chub mackerel), 2606 nucleotides long. It is a transcript of the gene tmed2, whose product is annotated as transmembrane p24 trafficking protein 2. Bases 113 to 718 code for a protein of 201 amino acids. The transcript is spliced from 4 exons. NCBI's taxonomy places the organism in Eukaryota, Metazoa, Chordata, Actinopteri, Scombriformes, Scombridae. Gene Ontology annotation, cellular component: COPII-coated ER to Golgi transport vesicle; endoplasmic reticulum-Golgi intermediate compartment; Golgi apparatus. The record is from RefSeq and is a predicted model, not a curated record. Gene Ontology annotation, biological process: Golgi organization; intracellular protein transport; endoplasmic reticulum to Golgi vesicle-mediated transport.